AUGUCUGCCUUCGAAAGUCUCUUCAAGAAACCCGCAAUCCCCCCUUCGAACAUCAAAAAGCGCAAACUAGAGCCUCCAAUCGAAAGUCCCAAUGAUAGGUAUAAAGCCAAUCGUGUCGAGCUAAACGGCAAGGGCAAAGCUCGCAAUGCAGCAGUCGAAGACGCGCCAGACGAUGACGUCGAUAUGGAUACCAAUGAAGACUUUACUGCCGAAGCAGACGAAGAUCUAGAAGAUGAAGAGGGUGGAAGGUUCUUCGGUGGUGGGAUUACUCAGCGGGAGAAAGAGAUUUUGGAUUUCAUGGAAGACGAGGAGGAUCAAGGGCCCGAGAAAAUCGACCUCCCCUACCUCCGAAAACUCGCUUUGAACUUCGAAAAGAAAAUAUCCAAAAACGCCGAAAUGCGCGCCAAAUUCGAAGACGACCCGUCGAAAUUCAUGGAGUCCGAAGCAGAACUUGACGUCGAAGUCAAGAACCUCGCAAUCCUAGCCGAACACCCGGAACUAUACGAGGAAUUUGCAAACAUGGGGUGUCUGGGAUCACUAGUCGGACUUCUAAGUCACGAAAACACAGAUAUUGCUAUAGCAGUAGUACAAAUUAUCGGCGAACUUACGGGCGACGAGGUGGAGGCCGAUCCGGAGCAGUGGAAUGUGCUGGUGAAUACCAUGAUUGACGCACAGUUGUUAGAUAUGCUCACACAGAAUCUGGAGCGGUUGAAGGAGGAUAACGAUGAAGAUCGGAAUGGGAUCUAUCAUACUCUUUCGGUGUUCGAAAACUUAGCUUCAAAUCAGGCGGUUUCAGAGCGGGUUGUAAAGGAGACAAAGGUUUUGGGAUGGUUACUGGAAAGGAUUAAGAUCAAGGAGUCACCGGUUAGCCAGAAUAAACAGUAUGCGGCAGAGAUACUGUCAAUCUUAGUACAGUCAUCGGCACAAAAUCGGAAGCGAUUGGUUGAGAUUGAUGGUGUGGAUGUUUUGCUUCAACUUUUGAGCCCCUACAGGAAACGGGAUCCUACGAAAGGUGGAGAGGAGGAAGAAUUGUUCGAGAAUAUGUUUGACACUUUAAUAUGCUUGGUGGAUGAGAAGGAAGGGAAGGAGAAACUCGUGGAGGCCGAGGGUGUGGAGUUAUGUUUGAUUAUGAUAAGAGAAGGGAAGAUGAGUAAAGGGAGAGCCUUGCGAUUAGUUGAUCACGCAUGCAGUGGCCUAUAUGGAGGGGUGGUAUGUGAGCAGUUGGUAGAGGCUCAGGGGUUGAAGACGCUCUUUGGAUCGUUUAUGAAGAAGCAAGAUGCUCAAGUCACAGAGCACCUAUUGGGAAUUUUUGCUUCAUUGCUCCGAAAUCUCCCCGCCGAUUCAGCUCCCCGGAUAAGAACACUCGCCAAGUUCGUAGAGAAAGACUAUGAAAAAUUAGUUAAAAUCAUGUCGCUUCGAGAUGACUACUCGAGGCGGGUAUCGGCAGUAGAUAGCGAAGUUGCCGCGGAAAAGCAGAAGGCUACUGCAGAAGAAAUCGAAGAAAGAGAGGACGAAUGGGAUUUAAGGCGGUUAGAUGCCGGUUUAUUCUGCUUUCAGAUUCUGGACCAGGUUGUAAGCUGGUUAGUGGCUGAAGACGAUGGUGCACGGAAGCGUGCAACCGAACUUCUGGAGAAGUCCAACAAGUCACUAGAAGAUGUUAAAGCCACCCUAGUCGAGCAGUUGGAUGGACUGGACGAAUCAACCGAGGAGGGCAAAGGGACUAGGGAAAUGCUCACAGCUCUGGUAUCUUGUCUAUAA
Orbilia oligospora ATCC 24927 is the source of this 1758-nucleotide messenger RNA. RefSeq lists its product as uncharacterized. The record is from RefSeq and is a predicted model, not a curated record. The transcript has 6 exons. Lineage: Eukaryota; Fungi; Ascomycota; Orbiliomycetes; Orbiliales; Orbiliaceae. Gene Ontology annotation, cellular component: spliceosomal complex. The coding region runs from base 1 to 1758 and encodes 585 amino acids.